CCCAUAGCGCGCAGCAUGAACGCUCCGCGGCAAAAGGAUGUGUGAGCAAGCAGCGCGUUACUGCAGGGACGGAGUCCACAAACUGCUCCACAAAGAACAAGCCAAACUCCGGGCACAGGAAAGCAAAGAACAGCCCAAAUCCGGGGCCCAGGACAGCGAGACAGCGACGGCUGCACAGUCCGGAAACAGCGGUAGCCAGCCCGGUGGAAUCGACGGGCUUGUCCGCUGGAUAGUCACCAAGAUGAGCGACAACAAGAGCAUCUCUACCCGGGAAUACGCCAAAGAAGAGGCGGCAAUGGCCCAGGAGCAGUUCUUCGCCCCCGAGCCACGGAAAGGCAUCUCUGUCAUUUUAGAUAUUUUCCGGCGAGCGGAUAAGGAUGAUGAUGGGAAACUGUCUCUGGACGAGUUUCUUGGCUUCUUCUCCGAUGGCACCCUGAACGAGGAAGAACUGGAGAAGCUGUUUCACACCAUUGACUCAGAUAACACCAGUAAUGUUGACACCAAGGAACUCUGUGACUACUUUGCCAAACACAUGGGUGACUAUGAAGGUGUGCUGGCCUCCCUGGAGACUCUCAACCUGUCCAUCCUCAAAGCCAUGGACUUCACCAAGAAGGUGUACGAACGAGGCACCAACGUGGAGCAGUUCGUGGCCCGCUUCCUGCUGAAGGAGUCGGCCAGUCAGAUCCAGUCUCUCCUCAACUCAGUGGAGAGCGCUGUCGACGCCAUUGACGAGCAGCACACUCAGGGGUCAUACCCGUCCAGCAAAGUCAGCCCCCGGGCUCCAGAGAAGCAAUACGCCAACCCAGUGCCUGACUACCCGCCCAACAACAGAGUCAGUGCCAAGGAUGCCACGAGGAACAUCAACACAGGACAAGGGGCGGUGGAGACAAGGAAAGAGGGGCUGGAGGCGCAGAUCAACCGUCUGGCAGAGCUGAUUGGUCGCCUGGAAAACAAGACAGUCUGGUUUGACCUGCAUCAGCGACUAACUGAUACUGAUGGCACAACAAGCGCAUGCCUCUUCCUGAUACGUCAGGAGAUGACCGUGUCUCAGAAGCAGCUCGGGGAGUUCUGUGAGGCCCUGAAGCAGUACCUGAAGAAUGUCUCCACCCAAAGAGACUGCUUCCACGUGACUGCAGUGCGACUGCCGAGUGGACUGUCCUUCGUGGUGUACGAGUUCUGGGACGGGGAGGAGGAAUGGAAGAGGCACCUCCAGACUGCGUAUGCCAAGGCCUUUCAGCAUGUGAAAGUGGACACCCUGUGCCAGCCUGAGGCAGUGUCCACUGUAGCCGUGCCAGCUGCCUGGUGCAAUUCGAGCAGAGAAUGAUGUGGACGAGGCCUCUCUGCUGGUGGAACGCGUCCGCCGUAUGCCUGAAUGCCCAAACACUCCUCUCUUCUUGUCCACCCCUUAGGCUCACCUCCUCACCCACUCCCUCUCUGCUUAAAGCCUCCCCCCCCUCUCUUUUGUAAUGACUUGUUUACACAGUGUCUGUUUGAUAUUGAGGCAGAAUGUAAGGUGUUAAUUGCAGAGAGCGUUGAGCAGAUCUAAGUUAAUUUCCCUGUGACCGCUCUCACACGUGAAGUUUGGCUUCUGCUGCAGUCUCUCGUCAGAGCUGCAGUGGGCUGAUUACGCUGCGUGUGGAACUCUGGAGGCUGUGAAAUCCAUUUAGUCACAGAAACUAUAAACGCCAACUGUGGGAGUCAAUGGUAUAACAUCAGCUUCGUUUUUACGCACCGGAGGUUUAUGUGUGUUUAAUUCUUGACAGUGCAGUCCCACUAAAACACUCCCUCACAGACAUUUGUGGCUUGUGUUGACCCCAAUGCCAGCAAAGCAGGUCAACUUAAUGGCGUUGUUCCUUCACGGCCGUAGAGGGUUGAAGAAACUGCUUUUAUGCCAGUACUACUAAACCUCACAGCAUAUAUAUCACACUAACGAUCUUCAGUGUUCCCUGCAAUUAACUGUGCAUAAGAGCGAUGCCCCAUGCUUCUAUCAGACAAACAGUACUACGGGAAUUAAAACUGUUUUCACACACCAUUCACACUAUACAUAAAGGAAGAAACCCACCACAAACCAGUGUAUACUUUGGUCCAGCUCAGCCAAUUAGAACUACACUAAACACAAUCAGAACCAUUCUAAGAGCACAAUGUAUGUGAAUAAGUAUUCUCUAAAGAAAGUCUAUGAAGAGUUAUCUAUGUAAACUGCAGAUAUAGAAUUUAAAAUGAAUAUUUACAAUGGAGAUAUCUAUUUAUCAGAGUUGAUCUUGUAAAGUGAUUUAGUGGAUUGCAGUAAUGACAUCAUUUUAGUCUCAGACAGUACAGAACGACUGGCAUAGUGUCAAAAAAAAUCAUGUUUUCUUUAGCGAGAUGAACUAGUUCUCAAAAUUAGGUACCCCCACAUCUAUCGAUACCAUGAUUACAUGUGUAUUCUGUCAUUCUUGUCCAGGUGUAUUUCUUUUUGAACCAGGACUACAGAAAAAAACAUAGACCCUGAAGUUUCAUAAUGAUUAAAAAGCAUAAAACCUUACAGUACCCCAGUAAAACUGGUUUGUCUCUGUGAAAACAGGUUUGCUCCGGUCAUAGCACUAGUGCCCUGGCCGUUUCAGUGACCCUCCUAGCUAUGGGAUGUACUGUGCAAAAUGGCUUCUUUUCUUUUUUUGUGGCCCUUUUUCCUCCCCUCCACUGUACCUCACCUGAGUGCAUGUUCAAACAAAUGUCCAGUAACUCAGUAGUAUUUAGCUAUGCUACUUUCAAUGGGGUUUGUGCAGUUAAUUAUGUUCUUUUAUAAUAUUCCAACAAUAUGACGUUAAAGUAUAUGACCAGGAGAAGAAAAAAAAAGACUUACCGAAUGAAUAUUCACUUUUAUGGCAUUGUUUAUUGAAAUAUUAAUUCUUAUACCUAUGUAUGUUUCAGUAAAACUGGCUUUCUCUUGAUGUGAGUGUAGAGACGUAUUGCAGGGAUGCAAGCAUUAUAGUCGUUUGAACUUUGUUUAAAUUCUAGAUUAUGUAGAGCGAUGCAAUUCAAUAAAAAUUGAAAAAGGUUCAAAA
Molecule: messenger RNA, 3041 nt
Organism: Alosa alosa (allis shad)
Lineage: Eukaryota; Metazoa; Chordata; Actinopteri; Clupeiformes; Clupeidae
Gene: necab2
Product: N-terminal EF-hand calcium binding protein 2
Exons: 13
Coding region: 38-1324 (428 amino acids)
Biological process (GO): regulation of amyloid precursor protein biosynthetic process
Cellular component (GO): cytoplasm
Molecular function (GO): calcium ion binding
Source: RefSeq, a predicted model, not a curated record